AUGGCGCGGUGGUUGUCAUUCUUUGCAGAAUACAACUUUACGGUCGAGUACAAACCAGGACGACUUAAUGUCGUCGCUGAUGCACUCUCACGUCGUCCCGACUUUGAAACAGUCGCGAAACCCAACAGUGAGACAGUCACUGUUGCGGUUAUGACGUCCUCAGUUCCAUCUACAACGUUGUAUGAUGAUGUGAGGCGGGCAUACGCCCAAGAUGCCGUUUCUGGUGACACACCACGUGUUGUCAUUCCAGAUGAUACUGAUCUGCGUUUGCGGAUCAUGUUCGAGUAUCACGAUGCUCCUAUAGGAGGACAUCGUGGCCGAGAGAAAACAUAUCUCACGGUAAGUCGAGACUUUUACUGGCCCCGCCAGUAUCAGUUUGUGCGAAAGUAUGUUCGCGCAUGCGAAGUCUGCCAACGAGUGAAGUCAAGUCCUUCACUGCGUGCACCUUUACAGCCUCUACCGGUUCCGGCUGAGUGCUGGGAAUCCAUCUCAAUGGAUUUCGUCUUCGGGUUACCCAAAGACGCACGCGGGAAUACGGGUAUUCUCGUAUUUGUUGACAGACUCAGCAAAAUGGUACACCUUGUGGCUGUACCAGAGACAAUCACGGCAAGUGGCUGUGCUUGUGUCUUUAUUGACACCAUCUUCCGACUUCAUGGGUUGCCCCGUGAACUCGUAUCAGACAGAGAUCCACGAUUCACUGCUGAUUUCUGGCGUUCCGUGUUCAAAUCACUCGGAACGCGCUUGAAGAUGUCAACAUCUGAUCAUCCAGAGUCAGAUGGUCAGACGGAACGUGCCAAUCGUGUCCUUGAAGAGAUACUUCGAGGAUACGUACACUCCUUUAAGAGUUGGAGUGAGUUUUUGCCGAUGGUAGAGUUUGCCAUCAACAACUCGGUGCAUGCGUCCACGACACAUACACCGUUUUACGUGUAUGGCUUGCGCCAUCCGCGUGUACCCACCUUACUAGAGUGUAACUCUGGUUUAAGGGGGGGAGGGACUCGCGCGAGCAAAAACCGAUUUGGUUCACGCUCAUCACGCUCUGACGAAGAAGUCAUUGCGUUUGAUGCCGAUAUCGAUAACAUCAAUAUCGAAGAAGAUGAUGCCAGUGAGAGUGCGGAAGCCCUCACUGAAGACAAUGAUCCCAGUGAGAGUGCGGAAGCCCUCACUGAAGAAAAGGUUGUUGUCGCUGCAGUGCGCUCACAGCACACUGAAGCUAACGAGUCAUCAGAUGAGUUCAUACUGGCUCGUGAAACGGUAGUCCGUUUUGUGCAAGACUCCAUCGCCGAAGCGGUGACUUAG
Peronospora matthiolae is the source of this 1296-nucleotide messenger RNA. NCBI's taxonomy places the organism in Eukaryota, Oomycota, Peronosporomycetes, Peronosporales, Peronosporaceae. The record is from the annotation of a GenBank genome assembly.